CAAAUGUGAUAAUGAAAGAUGACACUGACUUUCUAGAGAAGAGUGUCACCUUGAUCUGCAAAGUUGUCUGUGAAAGCUCUCAUCAGCUGACAAGAUUAGUGUGGACAAAAGACAACAAUGAAAUAAAUGUUUUAAAUAGUGAAGGAAAAUACACAGGGGGUGAAAUUGACAACCCAUCACUAAAAAUUACCAACGUGAAUGCUUCUGAUGCAGGUAUCUAUCAAUGUUGUGCCUCUAAUGUAGUUGGAUCAACGCACAGUGAACAAGUGACUCUAGCUUUACCAAAUGUUAAACUGUUAAUAAAGGAAAAGGACAUAAAAAAUGGAGCUCUGAAGCUCCAAGCGACCAUUAAAUCCAUUCCGGAUGCCUUUAAGGUAGAGUGGAAGGCAAAGAUGACUUCGGAUAAUGAAUUCCGACCAAUAAAUUUGCAGGAAGAAACCUAUAAAGGAUCAACAACCUCUCUUCCAAAUCCACUGCUAGUUGUCAAUAAAUACAACUCCAAGAAUUGGGAAACAUAUAGAAUAGAAGUCACUAAUUUUCUUGGUGUUAUGUUUGUUACGAGUCAAGAGGCGCUGGAAGAAACACAAUUACCAGCAGAAAGAACUAUAGACAGUUUGAAUGGUAGGUGA
Molecule: messenger RNA, 629 nt
Organism: Saccostrea echinata
Lineage: Eukaryota; Metazoa; Mollusca; Bivalvia; Ostreida; Ostreidae
Exons: 3
Coding region: 12-629 (205 amino acids)
Source: RefSeq, a predicted model, not a curated record